AAACGAAACGCUGCCCAGCAGCAAAUCUCAACUGAAGCAUUCUGCUGCUGGGCAUUUUAGUGGUCGGGUUGAGGUGAAUGCGGUGUCGGAUUACGGCUUAUCGGCUUGGGCAUCGUACUAGAUACAGUGAAUUUACCCUUGAUAGGCUGUCAGCUGUGCUUAAAGGAUUAAUCAUGGUUUCACCAACAACUGUGAUUAAGAGCGUGGGUCCGAAGCUGGUGCCGUUCUUCAAGACUGCUGCGGUGUACUUUGUGCUGUUUAUCCCGGAGGACCGGCCUUCCUGGCUGGCGCUGGUCAUCAAGUGCCUGCCGAUCCUCUCGCUGCUCAUCUUCGUGUUACUGCACGGCAUGAGCCUCGGCGACGAGUACGCGUACGCGCGGCGCAUCAUGCUCGGCCUGAGCUGCUGCAUGCUGGGUGACGCGCUGCUCGUCUUCCCUGGCUUCUUCCUGGAGGGGAUGGCCGCCUUCGCCGCCGGACACCUCUUCUACAUAUCGGCCUUCGGCUUCAAACCCGUCAACCCGUACGCGGGCGCCGUGCUGUACUCGCUCGGAGCGGCCGCGCUGUACCUGCUGAUGCCGGGCGCCGAGGGUGUGUUCGUCGUCGGCCUGCCCGUAUACGCUGGCGCGCUCAUCACCAUGGUAUGGCGCGCCAUCGCCCGCGUCCGCCUGCUCGAGGACUUCUGGACCUGGACCAAACUGUGCUCCUGCAUCGGCGGCAUCUGUUUCGUCAUCUCGGACACGUUCAUCGGCUUCCACGUGUUCUACGGCGCCCCGUACAUCCAGGCGGCGGUGAUGGUGCUCUACUACGCCGGCCAGCUGGGCAUCGCCCUCAGCGUGGUCGACUCCAAGGCCUCCUACCUGGACGCCAGGCGCCGCGAGAAGCAGAAACUGACCGCCGACGGCGCUACAAAGAGCGCGCUCAACGCCGCCGCCCCGUGCGCCACAAUCGCCGCUGCUCCCUGCGCCACGAUCGCUGCCGCUCCGUGCGCUACAAUGGCUGCCGCCGCUGCCGUGGCCGCCGCUCAGUAGGUGGUGCUGCUGUCUACCCAGCAGUAUCGGCAUAGUCGGCUAGAAGGUGCCCUGCUGUCUGUCCAGCAGUAUCAGCUCAGUCAGCCCAGCAGCGGCCGCGGUGGCUGCUGAAUAGGUGUUCAGCACAGCGGCGGCCGCUAUGGGCUCACGCAGACUUUAGUUCAAACGGGCAUGGGCGUUAGUUCAAACAGGCAUGUGCGUUAGUUCAAACAGGCUCCCUCGCGGAUGUCGCGACCGGCUGGGAGGGAUGGCACAGCUCUCAGCGGAGCGAUCGUCCGCUGACUGCGCCGGAGCUUUAUCAGCCUUUAGUGGAGAGGGCGCCCCGGCCGGCGCGGUCCCGGUCCUAGCCCGCUCAGUAGAGCAGGUAUCCGCCGCGAGACGCCCGCGCCCCACCCUCGCACACCUGACCUCUGCUGGAAGACACUCGCGGAGCGGGUGCAUAUCGCGCUUUCAUUGGUGGUCGUCCGAGACGCCGAUCGCGGGUUCCAUGGCAUCAGCUUCCGGGGCCGGUGCUGCUACACAUUUCCUUUGAGGUUCAGAGCUUGCCUAGUGCCAAGGCUUCGAUUUGUCGGUCAUCUUGACCGAAUACCAUUAGGAAAAGUGAGAACGGAGGGAGCCUGGUGAUGCCUCUGAGUUUCAAUGUCUACCAUAGCGAGAGAUCUGUAAAUGCGUCGCGUGGUUCUGCCUCGAGAGAACUGCACGGGUGGCCGAGACGCCGCUUUGGUCUAAUGUAACGGGUCGACUGACACUGGUAUUGAUGUUACCGGCGGGCGCGUUAUAAGUUCGGGAUGAAGGGAGACUGCGGGACACCAGCGAUAUCGCCGAGGGAGCUGGGGGAGGAUGGGGGAGGGGUCCAUCCGCGGCUUACCAACGUUGCAGAGUGCAGCCCAAAAUCCUAAUGCAGGUGAAGUCAAAAAGUGUCGCUACUCGUAAUCAAAAAAGCCUCACAAAACUAAUGACUAGCACGGCCUUUCCCGAAUUGGCGCCGAUUCCGGCCGACCAUCCCAUCAGUGCUGGGUCGUCGGUAACUUAUGCGGCUCGCAGGGGCGCAGAACCACCAAACUCCCUUCCGUGCCUAGCUGGGUAGCACCUACCGUCUCUGAGUUCAGAAAUAUGGGGUCGUAAGGCUCAGCUGACGCACACGCUGGUGGGACCGACAGUUGAAUGUCGGCAAAACACAUCGUGCAAUGUUGGCCAUAAAUGGCGCACGCUCAGAUUAAGAAAGACGUGAUCCUUAUACCAAAUAGUUGGUAGGUUUUCAUCUCCUCGAUGUCGUAUGUCCUGUGUAGGCGACUGGUUUCCCGUCGGCUGGUUAUGUUUACACAUGUGCGCGUGCCGCGGCCCCGCCUCGUGUCGGCGCUAUGUCCCCCUGGCGCUUAUCGGCGCCCGUUUCAGCAGUCUUCCUUUGUUGACGUUGAGUUGAUGGUGCAUCGCCCCGAGCGCCGCGUACUUCUCGUUCACCUGCUCUCAGAGACUGAAUGAGCCUGUGUGUGAGAGAUCGGUGUCCCUGGCGUUUCCUCUCGGUACCUUUGUGGUUAGUUUUAAGUCAGAUCGUUGUUGUGACUGCUACCACGGGAGCCCACAAAUGGUCGAAGUAGUUUCUAUAAGUAUGGUCGAAGUAUAAGCUAGUUUCUAUAGUUAUAGCUGUAUUUUAUGGUGACUGAUACCGGGAUGCGCGCUUGGCUACGGCCGAGACCGAGCAUGCGUUUGGCCCCGGUAAUUUGCAAUACCAGGCUUGCCACCAACGUUCUUCAUUUUGUCACCUGUGAGGGGUCUCGGUGUAGUGACUGUAGUGCUGACGGUCUGCUCGGGCCGUGGCCCCUCCCUGUCCUCUGUAGUAUUUAGUAUAGUGUGCUGCAGGCGGUGCAGAGAAGACGACGAAAGUCUGAGGAAGGGUCACUGGAGCGGGGCUUAGAGUGCGGGUGGCCGCGGCUAGUGUCGGAUGCGGGCCGGGAGAGGGCGCCCUAGGACUAGCCGGGAGGCGGCGCCCCUGAACUGGCCGGGAGAUGGCGCCGGCGUUAGACUCAGGAAGCGGGACAGGGCACCGCAGUGAAUGGACCGUCUUUUCGUGGUCGUAUGUCAAACCAUACCGUAUUGUGUCGAUGUUUGCGGGCUACUCCGCACCUGGCUCCUGCCAAAUAUACAUACAUAUUCACCUCG
Amphibalanus amphitrite is the source of this 3188-nucleotide messenger RNA. RefSeq names its product lysoplasmalogenase-like protein TMEM86A. The record is from RefSeq and is a predicted model, not a curated record. Lineage: Eukaryota; Metazoa; Arthropoda; Thecostraca; Balanomorpha; Balanidae. The coding region runs from base 78 to 1028 and encodes 316 amino acids. The transcript has 6 exons. Gene Ontology annotation, cellular component: membrane.